CUCUGCUGCCACUAAAAACACCUCUCCGGCUGUCGCCGUCGUACUGCUCUCCUCCUCUCUUCGUCUGCUGUCUAAUUCGCGGCCGGCGAGAAAGCUUCCAGUGGGGGCGCAUUCCUCAUUCGGUGCAGCCCUGCGAGCGCCCACUCCAGCCUCGACUUCCUUCGUCCGACAGCCUUUUCUCCUCCCUCAUCAGCCUUGCCCAACAGCCCGCAAUAACCUCGACCACGGGACGGACUGGCGCCGUGAAAGCUGAAAGCCCUCUCAGGACCCUUCUUCGCGCUCUCGACGACAGCACGAGCACGAGGUACUACUGUACCAAACAGGCUCGUCGCGUGGUGCGCAGAGCAUCACCUUCCAGCCCAGCCGAGCUAGCCAUAUUGUCCGCCUCGAGGCCUGCAUCUCGGUCUUGUCUCGCAACGAGACCAUCGGCAUCCCGACUGCACCUCGCCCAAGCUGCUGCCAGCUUGGGUCAACAUGAGCAUCCCGCAUUGAGAGACUCCUCUUCCCGCACCUGUCUGUCAUAGCGGCACUCCGCCAGCAGUAUGGAGACCACUUUCAUCUCCAUUCACGACCUCAGCGACAAUGCGACCAUCCUCUAUACCUCGGAUUCGGUGGUAGACGUCUUGGGCUACACACCAGAUGAGAUUGUCAAUCACUCCGCGUGGGAGCUCUUUCCCGAGGAUGAGAUUCCCGAUGCCCAGAAAUUCCACCGCAAGCGCGUCAACACCGAUAGGGCCGCUGUGCUGGCCUACGUGCGCGUGCGGAAUCGUGAGGGCGCAUGGAUUGGCUGCGAAGUGUGUAUGACGGUCGUCUACGAUGUCAUUGUCGUAUGUACCAGUGUCUACAGGCGCGGCCUCAAGUCAGAGAAACGUGCGUUGGAGGCACCCAUGGUCCGCCGCAUAUUCUCGUCGUCGCCCAAGGACCCGAGAUAUCACAUGCUGUCCCACUUGUCGACCAAAUUCUCACAGCCACUAAAACAGGACCAGCUGCAUGAACCUCGUGCAGCUUUAUUCCUCAAUCGAUUCACCAGGACUUUGACCAUCAUGUACGCCACGAGCGGACUCAACGAAGUCAUCGGCAUUCCAGCAGAGGCGAUGCGCGGGCGCAGCUUCUACUACUGCAUUUCCGAAAAUUGUCUGCAAGACGCUGUCAAGUGUCUGGAGAAUGCCAAAGGCAACGAUUCAAUAGCCUAUUUACGCUUCUGGUUCCGCGAUCCACGGAUAGACGACGACCCGGUCGAAGACGAUAGCAGCGACGAAGAGAUGACGACGGAUGCUAGCGAAGAAGGCGGCGUAGUGCUUGACAGCGGCGAUUCCAGUGUGCGUCCGGCUAGCGCCAAUGGCAUGGACAUCGAUAGCGACGAGUCACAUAAGGACUCGCGGCAUUCUUCCGGCGAUAGCACACUGGCUGCCGAUACCCACGAGGCAAUUUUCGGCCAUGCUCGUCGCGCAGAGUCGUCGACUUCAUCUCUCGGCCAGUCGCCUCCACGAGAUGGCGCGGCUGCUGCUCCGAUCCUUAGAGACCCCAUUGAGCUGGAGGCAGUGGUAUCAUGCACAUCUGAUGGCCUGGUGGUAUGUUUGCGAAAGGCACGACCUUUAAUCCCUCAUCCGACACAACGGCCAUCUCAGCCUGUACACCGGAACGGCCUGUUCGCAGCACCUUGGGCGCACCAGGCAGUACUUCCCCCAAUGGAGGCCAGAGCGGGGACAGGAUAUGGUCCAACAUUUGCGCCCGCGCUUGGACCGCAGGGCGCCCGUCGCGAUGUCCACCCGCAGCCACAAGCGGCUGGUCCAAGUCAGAUGGACUACAUGGCCGCCAUCCGGGAGCAAGCUGUCUUCGCCUGGGCACUCACCGGUAUCAACGGUAUGCUGGCAGAAUAUGGACACGGUAAACCGACUGGCGAAUCAGUGCCACAGGAUGGUCUUCCAAUCUGGGAGAGCGACCAUAAGAAACAAAAGUUGUAUCACGAUAGCACCGACGGCGAGUUUGGGAAGGGCCGACCAGCUCACAUUUUUGGCGAUCCUGGGAUAGAUCGCAAUAGCACGAAUGGUAGUCGUGGGAUGAAAUCGAACGGAUACUCGAGCAUCUCGCCUCCGGAUCAGACCCCACGAUGAAACACCUUGGAAGCUACCCAAUCGUGCUCUUUGAGCUCUGACACGACGACCACCGGUUCUCUGCCGAAAACGAAACGACUUUCUCACGAGAUACCCAAAUGAGGUUCUGGUAUCUGUUCAGCAUUUUAGCGUGUACGAAUGACGGCUGUUGCAUCCAUAUGGCGCAAGAGGCGCGAGAUUGGAUACUAUCACUUUCCGAUCAGUGGCAAAACUUUUGAAUAUCACGAAAAGUCCUGCACGAGAUGUGCGAACGCAUUGCGAUGUGGAGCAGAGAAGGAAUUGCUACUUCUUCAGGUACUAAUUCAGAGUUGAGAUCUCGACCACUCAUCAUCAGUGUCGAUACGAUCAGAAACUAUCCCGUGCCUGCGCCAACCGCACCCUCAAUAUCCUUCCCUUCCACCACACGCCUCUCUCCUCGCCUCCCUUUCUCCCUCUGCAACUCCCCCAAAAUCUCUCCAGCAACCUCAAUCGCCUUCUCCGGCAACCCCGCCAACCUCGCCACCUUCAACGCAUGCGAAUCCCGAUUAACCCCUUUCCUCAACUGAUGCGCAUAAACCCAACUGCCAUCAUCUUUCUCCACCACACUCGUACAAUAACAUUCCAACCCCUCAAACUCCCUCGUCAUAUCGGCCAAUACAUGAAAAUGCGUCGCAAACAGUGUCCUGCUUUGAUUCACAUAAAACAAAUGAUGUAAACAAGCAUAACCUACUGCGAUCCCAUCUUCAGGCGUCGUACCUCUUCCGACUUCAUCCAUAAUAACAAACGACCUCGGGGUAGCUUGUUUGAGGAUUUCAG
Messenger RNA from Cercospora beticola, 2909 nucleotides. RefSeq names its product PAS domain-containing protein. Gene Ontology annotation, molecular function: protein binding. The record is from RefSeq and is a predicted model, not a curated record. Lineage: Eukaryota; Fungi; Ascomycota; Dothideomycetes; Mycosphaerellales; Mycosphaerellaceae.